Messenger RNA from Dreissena polymorpha, 6616 nucleotides. RefSeq names its product receptor-type tyrosine-protein phosphatase F-like. The record is from RefSeq and is a predicted model, not a curated record. Gene Ontology annotation, molecular function: protein tyrosine phosphatase activity. Lineage: Eukaryota; Metazoa; Mollusca; Bivalvia; Myida; Dreissenidae. The transcript has 19 exons. Gene Ontology annotation, biological process: protein dephosphorylation. The coding region runs from base 422 to 2884 and encodes 820 amino acids.
AACACAUAAAGGGACAUAUUAAAAAUGCAUGACACAUUGUUUGUAACAUAGUAUUCGUAACUAAACGAUAUUCCUAUUGUGUGAACUCGGUAAAAUGACGGGUAAAUAGUCAAUGCAAUAGGCUUAGUCGCUUACAUCGUGUUAUUUUUCGUAAAACGCUUGCUGUACACAAAACACUGUUCCUCGUGCGCACGAUAUACAUGCGAACGGAAUGUUUGAAGUUACCAAGAACAGUUAUGUCGUGUAAAACUGAUUUACAUACUGAUUUAUUUAGUUUAAGUGUGUGCAUAUAAUCUCUUUUUGAAUCAACUGGAUACUUAUACAUUUGGCAAUAAUGCCGUGCGGAUCUCUGUGAGGACUCGGAUAUUACAUCAUACCCCGGUAAGCCUGUGAGGGAACGGAUGUACCAUGUGACGUCACGAUGUCGGUAAGAAGUUCCAGCGCGCUGCCAGUUUCGACAGAAGCAGCCAUCUCUGUCAACUCGUAUGCAGAUGUGGCAGACCCUAUGAAGUCCUCAAAGUCCUUUGACCACCAGCUUCUGUGGAUAGUGCUAUGCAUCCUAGGCCUCACUCUGGGUUUAGCCAUCGCCACUGGAUGCUAUAUAUGGGAAAGAAAACAUUUGCCAGAAAAAGUGACGAUAAGAAGACUCAGAAAAUCUACCAUAAGAAAAAAAUCAGUGGAAAAGGAGGUAAAAGCUUUACGACAACAGCCCAUACAAGUGCACGAGUUUGUCAAUAAAUUGCACCAGAAAAAACUUGACAUGUACCUCAACUUUGAAGUGCGGGCUAUUGUACACCACCAAGUUGAGUACCCUUGCACCAUAGCCAUUCAACCAGAAAACUUCAGCAGUAAUGUAACACAGGAUGUGGUGCCUUAUGACCAUUCCCUGGUGAAAAUCGAGGGCUUUUCACUCACUAAAGAGGAAAUGUACAUAAAUGCCAGUUACAUACAGGGUUAUAGCACACACAAGGGUUAUAUAGCUACACAAGGGCCUCGUGGCAACACUGUGGCCGCAUUUUGGCAGAUGGUAUGGCAGCAAGAUGUACACGUUAUCGUCAUGGCCACAGGACUAUUUGAACAUGCAGUGCAACAGUGUGAGAAGUACUGGGGCAGUGUGCGGAGUGCAGACAAGUACGUGCGCUACGGGGACAUGCACAUCCAUCUAACUGACACCCGUCAGCUUGCCAAACUCACCAUCAGAACAUUCCAGAUCUUUCCAGAGGGCAGUGACCUUACACGGACGAUCCAACACUUUGAGAUGGCAGGGUUCACUGAUGAUGGUGCAGAGCCCGGUUUCCUGCUCGAGGUGCGGCGCAGGGUGAACCAUGCCCUGGACCAGGUACCAGGACCACUCCUGGUUCACUGCAGAUGUGGCGGCAGCAGGACAGCCACAUACAUCGCCAUUGACUACUGCAUCAGACAGCUGGAACAGGAAAAUUUUGUGGACAUUUUCAGCACUGUUCUGCAUCUUCGUAAAUUUCGCACUAACAUGAUUAGGACUCUGUCCCAGUAUCGUCUGAUCUAUGACACUGUCGCCCUCUACAUUCAAGUACGUUCCACUGUGAUACCAUGUGCCAUACUACCCACAACAACUCAAACAAUGUCUAUCACCGACCCACAAACCAACACCAACGGAUACCAGAAAGAGUUUCAGUUGCUAGACAAAGUUGUGCCAAAAAUUUCUAUUGGAGAAUGCGCCAGUGGUCAUCGUGAAGAGAACAGAAAGAAAAGUCGGGACAUCAUGAUGCUGCCUCCGGAGAGGGCAAGGCCAUAUCUGCAGACAAUAGAGAUGUCAGAAUCUGGGACUGACUUCAUCAACGCUGUCCUCGUUGACGGCUUUCAUCAAGAAAGCAGCUACAUAGUGACCCAGUGGCCAAUGGACGGGACCUUGAACGACAUCUGGAGGCUGCUAUUCGACUACAAGAUCAACACCCUCAUUGUGCUGCAUGAAAAUAAAACCACUCGGAGCACUCCAUGUUUCUGGCCCAAAGUGCUUGAUCAGGAGAUACGCUAUGGACCAAUCGGUGUGAAGUACUUAGGCUGUCAGAAGUACCCUCACAUCGUGAUACGAGCUUUCGCAAUACAAAAGAGAAGCAUAGGGAUGCUGGAUGUGCUUCAUGGAACUGGGCGAAGGGAGCCAAUUGUGGUGAAGAUGUUCCAGUUCACAGGCUGGCAUGCCCGAGAUCAGACCCCGACCCCUACCAAGGCCUUUCUGUACAUGAUGGGUGCCAUCAGAGACUGGAGAGGAACCACUACCUCCAGCAAACCUGUCUGUAUCAUGUCCAAAGAUGGAUUCACGCGCUGUGGGGUGUACUGUACAUUGGCUUAUUGCUGGGAUCAGCUGGAGAUGGAAGCAGAAGUAGAUGUCUUCAAUGCAGCACGCAUCAUCAAACGGAACAGACCUCAAAUGCUUAGCACCAUGGCCGAGUAUAUGUACUGCUACUCCUACCUGACCUUGGCUGUUCAGCUGAAGAAGGAAGCCCUGCCCAGCGUCAUUCUCACAGUGCCACCUGUGAUAGAGGCAGAAAUAGCUGAGGGCUAUGAACUCCUCACCGGAUUUCAGAACAUCAUGAGUAGUCAGACCUCACUCACAGACUGCCAUAAUCAGGGCCCAAACGGGACCUGUGGUGUUUCUAAUGGAGGUCAUCGUGAGUUGCUAAGUAACCAGAUUGACCUUGACCUUGAUACUGGGAUUAAGAACAAUGUGAGAAAUGGUUUGACCUCCAGUGCUCAGCUGAACCGGAAGUUGUCUGCCCCUAAAACUCAGGGACGCAUACACAAUCGCGAUAAACCAGUAGUUCAAAGUGAUAGUAAACCAGUCUUACACAACAAGAAAGACAAUUUACAACCAGUCAGUAAACAGAUGGCUUACAGUCCUUGUUGAUUUGACAAUCUUUGAAUCAACAAAAUGCUCAAGAUCUAGUUGACCAUAUUAUAUUAAGUUUAAUUACUUCAAUAACUUAAUAUCUGCAGUGCAAAAUUUAGCCAAUUUGAAUGAGCUGUUGAAAGAAGGUGAUACAAAUUGUAGUAAUUUUUAAUGUUCUGAUUAAUGUUUUGUUUUCUUUCUAAUAAUUUAGAUUUAGUGUUUAUAUUGUUAUUGUAGCAUUUCAAAUUUUAUUAUAAGCCCAAAUUUGUAGCCAUAACAUUGUGUCAUAUCAUUUUGUUCAGUCAUUUCCAUGUUUUUGCUCAUGUUUUUUAAGCUCAUGCUCAAUUGCUCAUAUUACAGUUUUGAGACUUCUACCAGUAAUAUAAAUAUAAAAAAUUGUGUGUGGCAAGGCAUCUAUCUCUAUUUAGAAAUUAUCCCUAUAUUAUACAUUUUUGAUCCUCGUGAAGAAAACAUUCACGGGAGGAUAUAGUGGACACUUUACCGGGUAUAUGUCCCACUGUUUUGUUUCUGGGAGGUUUCUGGUACUCCUGGCUGAAAUUCCAACAAACCUUUGUUAGAAGCUUGGUUGCCAAUUAGAGAUUGGUACUUAGUAAAAAGAAAAUUACAUUAUGGGCUUGUUCUGAAAAUAUUAUAUAAUGCUCAAUAUUUAAAAUCUCUUGCAUUGGCUAUUUCUCAUAUGUACUUCUGGAUAAAUUCUAUUGUUCAAAGAGAGUUUUAAUUCAUUCAGUGCUAGAACCGAGUUUUGAAGGCCUUUGCAAACAGUUUGGAUCCAGAUGAGAUACCACAAAGACGUGGCGUCUUAUCAGGAUCCAAACUGUUUGCUAUUCUGAUAGUAUUCUUUGAAAAAAAAUCGAAGAAAAUGCUAAUUUUAGAAAUUCAGCAGACUACAUUUAACAGACGACAAAUUUCUCUAGCAUGCAAAGGGUUAAAACUAGGUCAGGUGAAGAUUCUGAUAAAAGAUCAGUGACUUAUGCUACUUGGAUGACUUCUGAAGCGAGUUUUUAGUACAUUUCUGUCAAGACUGUUUUACAGGGUAUGUCUGUAUAUGACAAUAUGGAAAUUGUCAAUAUAAGCCUUGUUCUUGAGAAACUGGGCUUAAUGUGUGCAUCAAGUGUUGUCCCAGAUUGGCCUAAUCAGUCUAACCAGGGGCAACACUUUCUGCUUUUUAUUUUUUGUUUGUUUGAAGGCUGUCUCUUCUGAACAGUCCUGAGUAAAGUGUCUGCCCUUUUAGCCUGUGUUGACUGCACAGGAUAAUCUGGGAUGACACUUUUAGCACAUGCAUGAAGUCCAUUUUUCCCAGAAAGAGGGGGAUCUGAUGGAAGGCUAGAAGAUAUAUGCAACCCAUGCGAAAGACAUUUGAUAAUAUUUACAAAACUGUUUGACCUCGUGUCCAACAAAAAACAACAACAACUUCAUCUAAAACUUUGAUGAAAAAUGAACACAAAACAAUGAACAUGUAAAAAAAACAACAGACUGGUUGAUGUUUAUUUUACUUCAAUAGAUUAUUUAACUUUAAAAUAAAACUGAUUUUAUCAACCAGUCAAAUUGACUCUUUUUGCUGGUGAUAUAACAAACUCCUAGUGCAAUUCUAAGAACCAGUCAAUAUUGCACCUUGUUUUGUGAUGUAGGCGAUCCAACAAAUUUUUGAGUGGUUGCAAUGGAAUUUUUGAGUGGUAGAUCUAUUAAAAAAUAUGAAAUUUCUUAGUGGUGUCACAAAAUUAUAGCUCCCACUAAAUUUGUUUAUAGAAAGUAAAGUCGGAUAUAAAGCCAAUAUUUAUAGGAAAUAAACGCUUAUCAGGUUCUUACUGAUAUUGCUGGAAAAUAAGGGUCAUUAAAAAAUGAAACACUAGUAAUAUAGGGUAUAAAACAGCGAAAAAAUACCUGUUGCGGCACGGAUGUUGCCAUCUUGUUUAUGACGUGAUAACACCCUCUGAGAGUAUUUAUGUUUUAUAUAGCCGUUGAAAAUAACUUGUAAAAUAUCACAAUGCUGUCUUAUCUUUAAACUGAAAGUUUUACCAUAUGUUUUUAUACAACAGAGUUCAAGUAAGUUAUUUUUUGUAUUCACACUUACUUAACAUUGUUAAUGGCAUGAUGAUAAAAAUAAACUCUACCAAAGUUUUUUCUAUUUUUUGUUGAAGUAGAAGAAAGCGGUCCGGUAAAAUCUGGUGAGGUCCUGUAAAUUAUUGGACCUCAUGUCCAGUAAGAUUGUUUUGUCUUUCGCAUUGGUUGGACACGUUUGCAGAAUAAGGGUGCUUGAAUUAUUAAAAAUGUUUCACAUCUAAUCGUCUAGUACCUAGUUUGAAAUUCAGUAACUUCACAUAACUCAGUGGGAUAAAUAACUAUACUGAAUGCAUCAAUGUCUGUUCACCCACUUUAUCUAAUAAAUAACAAUGCCAACACAUAUCAAAUUAAUUAUACAUUUGUGUAUGGUAUUUUGUGGCAUGUUUAAAAUCAGUUUUAAUGAAAUAUUUAGUCCUUUGAUUCUACUUAUUUAAAGACAAGGUUCAUCCCUGUCUCAGUGCAUUUAUUUUGCUUGACAAAUCAAAUUUAGCAACAUUUAUCAGACAUCGAAUAUACAAAUUUUAUGCCUAAAUUGAAUAUUCAAAACAGACAAAAAAUGAAUGUUCAAUAUUGUAUUUCUCUUGUAGUUUUUCAAACAUUUAAAUAGAUGUGUCUGUAGUUCAAAGUUUAGAAAAUUCCCUUUUUGACACCGUACGUAUAGUGUGUACUAGAAAGACAUUGUUGCGAUGUAAAUGUGGACUUUAUUUUUUCACAUGAAAUGUCCUCAAGGUACCAUGUUGACAAAAUUCUGUCUUUUGCAUAAUCAGCUGAUAAAUUUAGUGUUUGGAUUAGUUCACUGUUUAACCAGAAUUGCACAUAUUUUAAUUUCCAAUUGGGAAUACUUUCUGUUAAGGCGACCGAAAGACAUGAAGUCUAUGCAAAAUACUGUAACUAGAUAUACUAGAUGAUGGGUUGUAAUAUAAGACUGAUGCUCAAUGUGUACUUGCAGUUGAACAAAGUACUUAAAGCUCAAGUCCGAAAAUAUGGAACAAAACAUCUUUGCAGAUAUCAUUUUCAAUGGACAUCUUACCAGUCAACAAACAAAAAAUACACAUGAAAUUGUUUGAACCAUGAUACUUGGGUAUUUUAUAAAUUGAGUACUUUCUCAAAUAGCAAAAGUGUGUAAAUGCCUCUGGUAAGAACACUAUGAUUGUACCUGAUGUUAAGCAAAGUAUAUUAUAUUCCAUUGAAUGCCCAUGCUCUUUUAAACAGAAACUUGACAAAAUGAAUUUUAUACAAUAGAGCAAAAUUUCUGUGAAAUCAACAUAGUUUUCUUGCAUUAUAUAGUUCUGAUGUUGUUAUGCAUUGAAUUUGGUUGGCAGGAGCUUUAAGUACUUUAGAGUGACAUUCAUGUAUUUCAGAUAUUGUACAAAUCAUCCAUUCAUGACUGAUCAUGUGGUCAAUUAUUCAAACUUAACUUCAAAUUAGAAUUAUAUUGUAAAUUUCCAUAAAUAAAUAAAUAUAUAUAUAUAAUAUAAUAAUAAUACAAGUUAUGCAUGUUAUUUGCAUGUUUGUUAUUUACAUGUGUUUUAAUAAUUAUUAUACAUUUACCAAAUAGUGUUUCACCUUUCUCAAUGUUACAUGUUUUGCUAUUAAAUGUAUUUCACAGUUGUUUGUUACAAAAGUUGAUUACUUCACCUUGUUCAAAAUAAAUUGUCCAUGCCCAAA